UUUUGAAGCAAAUGGCCAGUGUUAUUUACUACCAAUCGGCGCCCCUGCAAACGAUUAUGGCCCUCAAGAUUGUCUUAGUAUGGAUUUGGUGAUGAAUGAAUUUCGUGAUUUCCAUCCAGCAUUAAAUUUAAUAUUGUUGGAUAUGUGCCGGAGAUUUUUACCUUUAAAUAUCGAUGCGUUUGUGGCUUAUUCUGAACGGUUUAGACAAGGCGAAAUUAAAAUUAAUAGAAAUACUGUUUACGGUUAUGCUACAAGUGAGGGUAUCGGCGCCUAUGAAGUUAAAGGAGAAAUGAACGGUGUUUUUAUGAAAUAUUUGAAGAAACGAAUAAAACAGCCUAGGCCAUUACUUGAUAUGUUAAAUAAAGUAUUUUUAGAUAUAGAAAGAGACCCAAAAGUCAGGGAUGUCCAAAUCCCAGAGCUUCGUUCAAAUUUAACCAAACAACGAACUCUACUCGAUCCCUUAUGUAAAGAUGGGCAUACAACCUCAUAUAAUCACCACACAUUUCAUUGGAGAACAAUGCAUGAAUUGCCUAUACCUGUACAAAUUGAAUUUUCUGAAUUAAAAUUACAAGUGACUAUAUGGUUCGAUUUUUGUGGGCAUUUUACUAAUAAAGUUUAUGUAUUUAGUAGUGUUGAAGAUUUAAUUCCAAAAGAUGAAGAUUUUCAAGAAUUUAUGGAAGGGAAAAAUAAAGAAGAUUUAAAUAAAGGAGAAGACGGAAGAAUGCUAGUCAGUGAUUGUAAAACAUGUUCAGAAUGGGCAUUGUCUCAUUUGGCUUAUUUGCGCUUUCCUGAGGAAUUUGAAUGUUCUUCUCCAAAAAUGUGCAAAGACGAUGCUGAGGGUGUUUCUCUAUGUGUUUUACUUUCACAUUUACAAAAAGCAAAGGGGGAGCUAACUUGUGUAGUCGAAAUAAGGGAUAGACAACAAAAAUUAAUAGCAACAAAAGAAAAUCAGUUGUUAGGGCAUGUUUUGAUAACGAGAAUAGCUGGAAGGAAAUAA
Meloidogyne enterolobii is the source of this 997-nucleotide messenger RNA. The record is from the annotation of a GenBank genome assembly. Lineage: Eukaryota; Metazoa; Nematoda; Chromadorea; Rhabditida; Meloidogynidae.